UGCGAAGUGUUGUAAUAGCAAAAUAAUAGCAAGAUAAAAUUUCUAUUAGAUUAAACAGUGAUUUUUUUGUUUCAUUGCAUGGCAUCAAUAAGUAAAGAUUCCUCAAGUUUCAGAAAUCCUAAUAUUUUUAAUAUCUCUACUAACACACAAAAAGGAACGUAUUCUCCGCGUAUCUGCACAUAAAUUUCUUUGCGCAGUCUCGGUACCGUCGGUACCGAUCGCAAUAAUCAGAAGCGUUAUGUAUACACUUACGUCGUCAAGACGACGUAUCGACUCCCUCGCUGCAGUACAUACGUGUAUACUUGUUCGAUACAUGUAUCGCUGACAAUAAUCGUCGAACAAAAGAUUGCGUCUGCAAAUAUGACUUUACAUUCGACACCCAUCCUAUAUUUGAAUAUGGGCGGCGAAAUGUUGUAUGUUUUGCGACAGAGGCUGAAGGCGCAAAAAAUCGACGUCGACAAGACAAUACAAGUAUUGGACGACGUAACAACAGCUUUGCUCAAUCCUAAGAUACUGUCGCCGAUUUUCGAAGAAUCGCCGAUGAUCGGGGUAUCACAAUUACGCGCUACUUUAGAGAGCGUCGCUCUUUCAUCCAUCAUGAAGCUGGACAAGAGCAGUAUGGACAAACUGUUCGAUCUGAUGAUCAUGAUGGUGAAAUAUCAAUUGAAGGCAGCUACUGGGCCACGAGAAGUUAUUCUUAUCAUUCUGAAUCACAUAGACGCAAUGCGCGACAUGGUCAGCGAUGUAAGUGCGCAAAAGUGUGUCAGCAUGGUGCAUCAGAUGAUCGUUAACUUUUAUGGCUGCCUGACCUUUGACGAGGUCUGGAAUGCACGGCAGAGUUGUCUGAAGGAAUUAGAGCCGUACAAUGUGCGAGUCUCGAUUCUUCUGCGACGCGGUCUGCAAAACGAUGACGCCAGCUUCAAUGUAACACCUCAGAAAUACGAUGAGAAAUACGGAGAGCAUAGAAAUACUCUAGCCACCAUGAGGAUUAAAGACGUGAGCCCUGAAACGUGCUGUGGAGGAUCCCUCGAUACCUUUGGUGACAGAAAAACAUUAUUGGGCAAAAAUAUAUAUUUGCCAACAUAUGGCAUAACGGAAAGUGCAAGGAGAGACAGCCAACAGUUAUUAAGAGAUUGCGGUGCAAAAGCAGAAUUAGGUAUGCUGGCUGUUCAACUGGGGACUGAGGAAACCAAUUACGAGAGACCGUUCACGCUUAAUUUACUAUCAAACAUGGACGAGGAGAAUGUGAAUAAUGCGAAUAGGGAAAUUGAUACUGAGGGAAAUAACGCUAAACGAAGCAACGCGGGAAACGAAAAGCCGAAAUUGAACGAGGACUAUAAAGCCAAACUUGAUACUGUAUAUGCGGAUUUUUUCGAGGACGAGCACGAAGGUUUGAAACGCAGCAUGGAUUUGCUCGAUCUUCUCGACGAGAUCGAAUAAUUUAGGAUUUUAACCGAUAAAACAUAACGCGAUGCAAUUAUUUUUCUUAUAUUUCCUUGCCUAUUUAUACACCAAUAUUU
Temnothorax curvispinosus is the source of this 1520-nucleotide messenger RNA. RefSeq names its product protein OSCP1 (gene OSCP1). The record is from RefSeq and is a predicted model, not a curated record. Gene Ontology annotation, biological process: transport. Gene Ontology annotation, cellular component: cytoplasm; plasma membrane. The transcript has 4 exons. Bases 361 to 1440 code for a protein of 359 amino acids. Lineage: Eukaryota; Metazoa; Arthropoda; Insecta; Hymenoptera; Formicidae.